Caretta caretta (loggerhead turtle) is the source of this 1604-nucleotide messenger RNA. Lineage: Eukaryota; Metazoa; Chordata; Testudines; Cheloniidae. The record is from RefSeq and is a predicted model, not a curated record.
ACCUCCCCGACUUCCUGAGAGCGGCGUUUUCCUCCCGCCGCCCAGAUUGACACAGCCCAGCGUGCAAGGCUGUCGUGUUCUAAAGCACACGUGCCAGUCGUGCAACGAAGUCGUGAAAUGGGCUACGAACGCCGGACAAGAGAAGGCAGCCGAAGGUUUCACAAGUGCAGGGGCACCAAAGAGGCUCCUCGCCAGGGGCACCGUUUGCUCUAGGGCCAGCCCUGGGCAGGGCUGUCAGCCCCAUGGCACAGGUGGGAGCUGACCACAGGGAGGCCACCCACAGCAAACUGACCCAUGGCUCACAGGGCGGGAGGGAGAGCAGGGAGCAGACUGACCCAUUGCAAAGGGGGAACAGGGAGUGGACUGACCCAUGGCUCACAGGAGGGGAGGGGAGGCGGAGCAGACUGACCCAUUGCAAAGGGAGAGCAGGGAGUGGACUGACCCAUGGCUCACAGGAGGGGAGGCAGAGCAGACUGACCCAUUGCAAAGGGGGAGCAGGGAGUGGACUGACCCAUGGCUCACAGGAGGGGAGGCAGAGCAGACUGACCCAUUGCAAAGGGGGAGCAGGGAGUGGACUGACCCACGACUCACAGGAGGGGAGGGGAGGGGAGGCGGAGCAGACUGACCCAUUGCAAAGGGGGAGCAGGGAGUGGACUGACUCAUGGCUCACAGGAGGUGAGGGGAGGCGGAGCAGACUGACCCAUUGCAAAAGGGGAGCAGGGAGUGGACUGACCCAUGGCUCACAGGAGGGGAGGCAGAGCAGACUGACCCAUUGCAAAGGGGGAGCAGGGAGUGGACUGACCCAUGGCUCACAGGAGGGGAGGCAGAGCAGACUGACCCAUUGCAAAGGGGGAGCAGGGAGUGAACUGACCCAUGGCUCACAGGAGGGGAGGCGGAGCAGACUGACCCAUUGCAAAAGGGGAGCAGGGAGUGGACUGACCCAUGGCUCACAGGAGGGGAGGCGGAGCAGACUGACCCAUUGCAAAAGGGGAGCAGGGAGUGGACUGACCCAUGGCUCACAGGAGGGGAGGCAGAGCAGACUGACCCAUUGCAAAGGGGGAGCAGGGAGUGGACUGACCCACGACUCACAGGAGGGGAGGGGAGGGGAGGCGGAGCAGACUGACCCAUUGCAAAGGGGGAGCAGGGAGUGGACUGACUCAUGGCUCACAGGAGGUGAGGGGAGGCGGAGCAGACUGACCCAUUGCAAAAGGGGAGCAGGGAGUGGACUGACCCAUGGCUCACAGGAGGGGAGGCAGAGCAGACGACCCAUGGGGGACCCCAGCGCCAAGUGCAAGCGGCGGCUAAAGCAAUCAGCAGCGUCGCCAGGAGUCAGGGCCUCCUCCGUGCAGAACGAGCAGCUCGAGGCAGAGUCCAGAAGGCUCUCUGGCUGGAACAAAAAGAAGCAGGUGAGUCUGGGGUUACGGCCACCUGCUGUGGGCACUGGGCCUGAUCCAGCAAGGUGCCACGACCUCGGCCGUGUGACUACCGAGGGUGUUGGUGGCACUCAGCCCUCGCCGCACAUGUGCAUUUGGACAGCCGCGUGGAAGGAUUUGCACAGUUCCAGAGGAGCGAGUCUUGUUCCUAUGGCCGAGACCCGCCGGUGA